Messenger RNA from Aspergillus homomorphus CBS 101889, 792 nucleotides. RefSeq names its product RTA1 domain-containing protein. The record is from RefSeq and is a predicted model, not a curated record. Lineage: Eukaryota; Fungi; Ascomycota; Eurotiomycetes; Eurotiales; Aspergillaceae. The transcript has 3 exons. Gene Ontology annotation, cellular component: membrane. Bases 1 to 792 code for a protein of 263 amino acids.
AUGGCGAAACUCGAACCCGUCAGUGGCUACUACUACCUCUGGGAAUAUGUCCCUUCCAUGGCCGCCUCGAUUAUUUUCCUCACUCUCUUCUUCGCCCCAACACUCUUCCAUGUCUGGAUGGCCUGGAAAACGCACGCGCUGUUCUGCAUCCCCUUUAUCAUUGGUGGUGUCUUUGAAGUAAUCGGCUAUGCCUUCCGCGCCGCCUGCACCAACGCAACCGCCAACCUCAUCCUUUACAUCCUCCAAAGCGUCUUUAUCCUCCUCGGCCCCGUGCUCCUUGCCGCAAGCGUAUACAUGGUCCUCGCGCGCCUGAUUCGCAGUGUGGGCGCUGAAAAGUACUCCUUAGUCCGCAUCACCUGGCUAACGAAGACUUUCGUCACUGGUGACAUUGUCUCGUUUCUGGUCCAGGGCCAAGGCUCGGGGUUAAUGGCUACGGACGGAUUGGAGAAUAUAGCGAAGGGGAUCGUGAUCUGCGGACUAGUGAUCCAGAUCUUCGUGUUCGGGUUUUUCAUCGUCACUUGCAUGGUUUUCGAGAAGAGGAUGAAGCGCGCGCCGACGAGUGAAGUGCCGUACACUCAUCACCUGUAUCCGCUGUACGCGGUCAGCUGGCUGAUAAUGGUCCGCUCGAUCUUCCGGGUCCUUGAGUAUGCGAUGGGCCAGAAGGGGUACCUUUUGGUGAACGAAUGGCCGCUUUUCGUGUUUGAUGCCGUGCCGAUGGUGAGCGUCAUGGUUAUCUGGGGUUAUUGGCAUCCCGGCUCGAUACAGCAGGAGUCUACUUUACGUCUGGACUGA